AGAAAGGGUGAAAGAGAAGGAGAGACAAAGGGUGGGUGGGAGAGAGUAUGAGGAAGUGGAAGAGGGACGAGGGAAGUGGAGAGGUGGGUGUGAGAGUUGGGAAGUGGGUGUGGAGUGGGGAAGUGAAAUAGCGAAGAGAGUAAAAAAGCAAAGAAACUUAGAAAGAAGAGAACGAAGAG
Dentiscutata erythropus is the source of this 179-nucleotide messenger RNA. The record is from the annotation of a GenBank genome assembly. NCBI's taxonomy places the organism in Eukaryota, Fungi, Glomeromycota, Glomeromycetes, Diversisporales, Gigasporaceae.